AUGGCACACGUAAAGCAUGGAGUAAUUUCGACUGAUUACAGCAGUCUGGAUGACAGUCAGAGCAUUGGAAAAGUUCGACUAAAACCGCUAUCUAGAGCCAAGAGUCAUUCACCGUUGAAGCAAAUGCGAACCUACUCCUACAGAUCACUCAACAGCGAGGAAAACGCGCUCGAUAAGACGGCAUGCGAUUUGAUAAAGAGUUCAUGGCAUGAGGCCACGAUAAAAGCGAAUGCAGUUGGACAUGAUUUUGGAUACUUUGUCUUUCAACGUAUUUUCCAGAAGGAUCCAAGUCUGAAGACGGCGUUCGGUUUGAAAAUGGACGAAGAAAUAUCUGAUCUGACCGGCGAUCAUGAAUGUAUCAGGCAUUCGAAGAUCUUCACGAAUAUCAUUCACUUGGCUGCAAAAAAUGUCGACGAACUGGAGCCACAGGUGGCUCCUGCAAUAUUUAAGUAUGGCGAACGGCAUUACACAACAAAGGCGAGCGGUCUAAUAACCGAAGAGAGCGUUCGAAUGGUUUGUGCUCAGGUGGUUUGUACCGUAUGCGAUUUACUAGGAGACGAAGCACUACCACAGUGCGUCGAAGCUUGGAUUGAGAUGAUGAGGUAUCUGGGUAGGAAACUUCUUGAUGGGUUCGAAUAUGCCAAACUUACUUCUAAACAUCGAAUUAGCAUUAAUCGCAAUGAUCACCACCUUUUUUUGACCUUAUGA
Molecule: messenger RNA, 708 nt
Organism: Angiostrongylus costaricensis
Lineage: Eukaryota; Metazoa; Nematoda; Chromadorea; Rhabditida; Metastrongylidae
Source: the annotation of a GenBank genome assembly